CGGAUUGUGAGACACCCAGAGAGCCAGAGACAUCUCGGGAGUGUAUGAAGCUGACUAUCAAGUUCAGGCUCUCUUCGCCACGUAAAGUCGGUCUACGUUAGAUCACGAUGAGUACAUCAGAGUCUUUGGAUCGUAUGGAAGUGUGUGAAAGCCUCUUAACAUGGAUCCAGACAUUUGGAGUAGAGGCUCCAUGCAAGACUGUAGAAGACCUGACAAGUGGUGUUGUCAUGGCACAAGUUCUACAGAAAAUAGAUGUAGUGUAUUUUAGUGAUGCUUGGAUUAGCAGAAUCAAGCCAGACGUUGGAGACAACUGGAGGUUAAAGAUCAGCAAUCUAAAGAAAAUCUUGAAAGGCAUCCUAGACUAUAUCCAGGAGGUCUUAGGCCAGGAUAUUAAUGACUUCCCACUACCUGAUGUUAAUCUUAUUGGAGAACACUCUGAUGCAGCUGAGCUUGGAAGGAUGUUACAACUUAUAUUGGGCUGCGCUGUCACCUGUGAACAGAAACAAGAAUACAUCAAAACCAUAAUGGUGAUGGAAGAAUCAGUGCAGCAUGUUGUCAUGACUGCCAUCCAAGAGCUGAUGACUAAAGAGACUCCAGCUACAGGAGGAACUGACUCAUAUGUGGAUCUGGACAGACAGCUGAAGAAGACAGUUGAGGAGCUGAAUGAUGCUUUGGCUACCAAGGAAGAGAUUGCCCAGAGGUGUCGCGAGCUUGACUUGCAGGCUCUCCGUGCCCAAGAGGAGCGUGAUAGACUGAGGUUAGACUUUAAUGAGCUAGAAGAGAGGGUGGCAGCCCUGCAAGAGGAGAAGAGCAGUUUGCUAGCAGAAAACCAGGUCUUAAUGGAGAGACUUAACCAGUCUGACUCCAUAGAGGAUAUAAACAGCCCUGCUGGACGCAGACAUCUUCAGCUGCAGACGCAACUGGAGCAGCUACAGGAAGAAACCUUCAGGUUGGAGGCAGCAAAAGAUGAUUACCGGAUCCGUUGUGAGGAGCUGGAAAAAGAACUUUUGGAUGUGAAGUCCCAGAAUGAAGACCUUACAUCACUGGCUGAUGAGGCCCAGUCUCUAAAAGAUGAGAUCGAUGUCCUCAGGCACUCAUCUGACAAGGUGUCAAAACUGGAGGGCACCGUGGAACACUACAAGAAGAAACUGGAGGACAUGGGACUGCUCAGAAGACAAAACAAGCUUAUGGAAGAGAAAACCACAGCUUUAAUGCAGGGUAAUGUUGGCUUAGAGGAAGAGCUACGAAAGGCGAAUGCUGCCAAAGCCCAGUUGGAGACAUACAAGAGACAGGUGGUUGAACUUCAGAACAGACUGUCAGAGGAGUCUAAAAAGGCGGACAAGAUGGAGUUUGAGUAUAAACGCCUCAAAGAGAAAGUUGAUUCUUUACAAAAAGAAAAAGAUCAUAUGCGAAGUGAGAGAGAUUCAUUGAAGGAAACUAUUGAGGAACUACACUGUGUUCAAGCUCAAGAGGGACAGUUCACAUCAGGUUUAUUCCCAUUGGGUAGCAACGAUGGUUCUGAUUCACUGGCUGCUGAGAUCACAACUCCAGAGAUGCGAGAACACGUGAUCCGUCUUCAGCAUGAAAACAAGAUGCUGAAACUGGCUCAGGAGGGAUCAGACAAUGAGAAGAUCGCACUGCUGCAGAGUCUACUCGAGGAUGCCAACAGGAGAAAAAAUGAACUGGAGACAGAGAACAGGUUGAUAAAUCAACGCUUGAUGGAGGAACAGAGUCAGGUAGAGGAGCUACAGAAGAAUCUUCAAGAACAGGGUUCAAAAGUAGAUGAUUCUUCUAUUUUGAAGAAGAAAUAUGAGGAGCACAUGGAAAAAGUACAAGAGCUGAAUAAUGAACUGCUGAAGAAAAAUGCCUUCAUUGAUGAAAUGGAGCCAAAAUACAACACCAGCAUCCAACGAGUGGAGGAGCUGGAAGAGGCUUUGAAGAAAAAAGAUGAAGACAUGAAACAGAUGGAGGAGCGAUACAAGAAAUACCUCGAAAAAGCCAAGAGUGUAAUCCGAACGCUGGACCCCAAACAGAACCAAGGUUCAGGUCCUGAAGUCCAAGCCCUAAAAAACCAGCUGCAGGAGAAGGAGAGGAUGUUGCAUUCACUGGAGAAAGAAAUGGACAAGACAAAGAGCCAAAGAGAUCACGAGGAGAAACUGAUUGUGUCAGCCUGGUACAAUAUGGGUAUGUCUUUGCAGAAGAAGGCUGCUGAAGAUCGACUCGCCAACACUGGUUCUGGUCAGUCUUUCCUGGCCCGGCAGAGACAAGCCACCAGCACACGGCGCCAGUAUCCCGGCCACGCCCAGUCAGCUACCGCCAGAUCCAUGAGCAAUGUCCCUGCAUGACUGGCACACCAAUGACCUGCCCGAGCCUUGUGUAGCCUGGCCUGUUCUUUAUGUGGCCUACACUGACCCCCAGCUGGGCUAGGCUGUGGCACGCGUGCAUGAACUACCUACCUGUUUGCAUGACUUUGCAUUGACUCAAGUCUGCGAAUAACCAGCCCACUAGCAGCAGCGCGAGCACUAACAACCCUCUGCGGUGUCACGCAUUAUAACCUCCAGACAAGCCCGGGGAGGAACGGGAUUGGAAAAGAAAACCUUCACUCUCCUUUCCCCUGUUAAUUUUUCCACCAUUCCGACUCCUUUCCCCUCACCCUGAUGCUCUUUGUUACAUUCUCUCCUCCUUCUCUCCUCCUCCCCUCUUGUAGCCUUCAUAAACAUGCCUGUUUGUUUGCUUCCACACUGCAUCAAGUCUGUUACACCUAUGUUACAAACAACCAGGAAAAAGGAGUGGAGUAAGCAAGUUAUCUGUCAGUCAAGUUUUGGGUUUAAAUAGGCCUGUUCUCUAGUAUUUAUGUCUAACCUGGUUUUGUUUGGCUGCUUAGGGACACCUCAAUGACAUAUUCCUGCAUAAUCUGUUUAUUUGUGUGGCUCGAGGAUUGGGGUAAUAUUUGAGAGGUAUAACCUGCAAAUAACAAAACAGGACUCCAUUCUGUUUUUAACUUCUACAGUAAGUAUUUUUUAUGAAAGCCCUGAACAUGUUGCUAGAUUGCAUCUUAAAAGUGCUUUUACCUCAAGUAUUGAAUGCAACCAGUUUUGGACUAAAGGCAACAAUGCUGCCCGAAAAGUGUUUGCAGAGAUAUAAAUAUAAAGUGUUUAAAUGAAAGACAUUGUUACAGAUGUGUUUUGAAAAGCAGUAAAAGCCCUCAUUAAGCCUGCUUGCAGUUUUUUGUUUUGUUUUGUUAAACGCACAUCUACAUAGUGUUUCUGAUAUUAGCCAAAUUUCAGUUGAUUCCUAAUUGAUUAAUAAUUUUUUUUAGAAGCAAAUAACCUGUGCCCUACCA
Molecule: messenger RNA, 3343 nt
Organism: Neolamprologus brichardi
Lineage: Eukaryota; Metazoa; Chordata; Actinopteri; Cichliformes; Cichlidae
Source: RefSeq, a predicted model, not a curated record